Messenger RNA from Ooceraea biroi (clonal raider ant), 3552 nucleotides. It is a transcript of the gene Ddc, whose product is annotated as aromatic-L-amino-acid decarboxylase. Gene Ontology annotation, molecular function: aromatic-L-amino-acid decarboxylase activity; pyridoxal phosphate binding. Lineage: Eukaryota; Metazoa; Arthropoda; Insecta; Hymenoptera; Formicidae. The record is from RefSeq and is a predicted model, not a curated record. Gene Ontology annotation, cellular component: cytoplasm. Gene Ontology annotation, biological process: catecholamine metabolic process; amino acid metabolic process; carboxylic acid metabolic process.
CUCGGCGCCGCACGGACCGUGCGGCAAUCCGUUGCGGAAAAGCAGUCGCGCGCGCUGAAAAUCGCCAAGCGGAAUCGUCGCCACGGCACCUGUCAGCCGCACAGACACCCACACGCACGUGGACCGUAGCUGUCAAAAGGAGCGUCCGGUGAAACGUCAAAUCCAGGGACACCUCAAACGCGGAAGAAAAUAAAUCAUGGAUCCCGACAACUUCAAGGAUUACGCCAAGGAUAUGGCGGAAUACAUCACUACCUACUUGGAAAAUAUCAGAGACAGGAGAGUUCUGCCCACAGUGGAGCCAGGAUACCUGAAGCCGCUCUUACCAUCGGAAGCACCGCAGACGCCCGAACAAUGGAAGGAUAUAAUGGCCGACAUCGAAAGAGUGAUAAUGCCAGGAGUUACUCAUUGGCACAGUCCGAAAUUCCACGCGUACUUCCCUACUGCUCAAUCAUACCCCGCGAUUCUGGCCGAUAUGUUAAGCGGAGCUAUCGCGUGUAUUGGAUUCACGUGGAUCGCAAGUCCAGCCUGUACUGAGUUGGAAGUAGUCAUGCUGGAUUGGCUAGGAAAAAUGUUGGACUUGCCGAAAGAGUUUCUUGCCUGCAGUGGUGGAAAAGGCGGUGGCGUUAUUCAGGGGACAGCGAGCGAGGCUACGUUGGUUGCGUUACUAGGAGCGAAGGCCAAGAAGAUAAGACAAAUUAAAGAGCAGCAUCCCGAUUGGACGGACAACGAGAUCGUCAACAAGCUGGUCGCGUAUUGUUCCUGUCAGGCGCACAGCUCAGUUGAACGCGCCGGACUUCUCGGUGGAGUGAAAUUCAAACAACUGGAAGUCGAUGAGAAAUAUAGGCUUCGUGGCGACACAUUGGCAGAGGCAAUCCAGAAGGACAAGGAACAAGGGCUUAUUCCAUUUUAUGCGGUCGCUACUUUGGGCACCACCGUUUGCUGUGCCUUCGAUUGUCUCGACGAGAUGGGCGUCGUGGCGAACCGCGAGGGUAUUUGGCUGCACGUGGACGCCGCUUACGCAGGAUCCUCUUUCAUCUGCCCGGAAUUCCGAUACCUGAUGAACGGCAUCGAGAUGGCGGAUUCGUUCAAUUUCAACCCUCACAAGUGGAUGCUGGUCAACUUUGACUGCUCGGCCAUGUGGCUCAAAGAUCCGACGUAUGUCAUAAACGCCUUCAACGUCGAUCCUCUGUACCUGAAGCACGACAUGCAGGGUUCAGCACCAGAUUACAGGCACUGGCAAAUUCCACUUGGACGCAGAUUCCGCGCCCUGAAGCUCUGGUUCGUGCUGAGGCUCUACGGAAUCGAGAACCUGCAGAAGUUCAUCAGAUCGCAUAUCGCUCAAGCGCAUGAAUUCGAGGCGAUGGUCCGCUCGGAUCCGCGCUUCGAAAUCGUCAGCGAAGUCCUCAUGGGAUUAGUAUGCUUCCGAUUGAAGGGUUCGAACGAGCUGAACGAGACGCUCCUGAAGAGGAUUAACGGUGCAGGAAACAUACAUCUCGUCCCGUCCAAGAUAAACGAUAUGUAUUUCCUGCGGUUCGCCAUCUGCUCCCGAUUUAGUGAGAGUAAGGACAUACAGUAUUCCUGGAAGGAGAUCAAGCUGAGAGUCAACGAGGUCCUCGAGGAGCAAUCGAUCUCGAAGUGAUGGCGCGCUCAGAUAGCACGUGGUUGUAGGUCGCUGGCACCUGGCACCUGUAAUCAAUCCUAGCUUCGAAUUUCCCCCUAUAUCCGGCGACUCACGAGGAUUAAAUCAGACUGGAGCAGCGAUUGGCGUUAAACAGUCAUUGAUAUCCGCGAGCAAUAAAUUUUGCAAUACUUUUCGAAUUGCGAGCAAUUAAACGAUGUGCCAGGCGUGCAAAUAUUAUAUGAGAUAUAAAUCCUCAGUAUUUAAAGUUUACGUAAAUGGUUUUGUUUCGCACGUUGUGUAACGCACGACUUCGCGAGACGCGUUGUAUAAAUGUGUCAAAGUGAUGCGAGCACGUCAAGUUAUUUCGUCGUUAAUUGUUAUUCAAGAACUAAAUAAAUACUUAGUCUCGUGAACGAGGGAAAUUUCAAACGAAUAAAGUCUCGAAACAAUCGCUGCGUCAGAAAUCGGUCGUGUAGCCUACAGGAAUACACGUUAACAACGUAAUAGGUGUAAUACAGUAUUACGUGUCGCCUUGUGCCACUUUUGCCGGCGCACCAUCAAUGUUACUGUGCGAACUCCGUAGAUAAUAUCCUCUUAAAUGUGUUACGCGGUGAAAGUCACGAGUUGCAAAAGCGCGCGUAGAUAUAGAUGUGAUACUUCGCAUGAUUUUUCGCGCAGGCACGUAAAAAUAUCCUCGUCGCGUCACGUGGCUCAUGUAAUACAACGUUGCUUUCUAUUUAUUAAUAAUUACGUAUCCGCGUAUGAAGUGAUUUCCGAUCAAUCGAUUAAUCGAUCAAUUAAUUUAUAUUCACGGCGCAUGGUACGAUCAUUCAUUUCCACAAGGCGAAUUUGUAGAAAAAGUAAUCUGCGAACUGCAAUCUGGACUUCCCACCGAAUGAUUUACAUUUUUUUUUUCGAGCGUCCACGAAGAAUCGAAAGAAAAUCUUGCGAUGUAUCGGAACCGGAUCUUCGUGCACGUUGAAACUACAUGUAGAAUAUUAAAUACAUACGUGUUGUAUAUACGUUAUAAAUAUAGAGAUUAUUAUAAACGUGUUAAAUGUAAAAUCGAUGUAUGUAAUAUAUUUUUAUCCGUUCUUCUUUUCGUAUACAGUUUUUUUUUUAAUUUCUCAGAUUCAGUUUACACUUCAAGCGCAAAUAUUCUAGAGUGGCUCGCAUCGUUAAGAGUAACAAAUAUCGAAUUAAUGUAUUAGUUCAAAGCGUUAUGUUGCAACUGUAUUUUAAACGAUGGAGUAACUCUGGAAUGGCAAUCAUAUACGUAUGUGUAUAUAUAUACUAUAUGUACGAUAAUACUUGCUGUAACGUUGUGCUGAACAGGGACAAUAAUAGUAGGUUUAAUCAACAAGGCAUUAUAGCCUGUCGAGGAAAUCGGCGACACUUGAACAUCGAAGAGAGCAUGGAUUUAAUUACUCGUUAAAAUCAUUGCUGUAUUAUCGUCAAAGAACUACGCUCAGAUGAAGAAAUUGAACGAAGUUAUCAUAAAAGUAAAUGUUACAACAAAAUAAAAAGUACAAUAAUUAUGUUAAGAGUAAAAUAUGGAGGAUGGUAGAGGUUUAAAUAUUUAUUGUUGCUGAGUUACUAUCAGAUUUUAGUGCUCCAUGCAACUAAGCAUUUUCCAUGCGCAAUCUUGUACUAAUAUGUGUUUUUGUAUUACAUUAUUUUUUAUACAAAAAUAUACAAAUUAAUAUAUGCUGGAUGAUGUUAAUCUGAGGCAACGAUUUUAGUCAUUACGGGACCAACGAAUGAUUUGCUGUAUAAUUAAAAUAAUCUUACUCUCAUUACACUGUACUGUCUGUCAAAAUAUCGCAGAGUGUAUUGGUAUGUCGUCGAUGUGGUAUUUGCGAAGUUUAUUGUUCAAUUGUCGAUACGACCAAAUAGAAAAUUAGACGAAUAAAUGUAUGUUCUCUCCCCUA